AUGUCUUCCACGCGCCAGCGCGGGAAUAAAUCGACAAAUGACAAAAUAAUACUCGUCCCGCCAUGGGCUGGUGAUGAACCGUCAACGAGCCAGCCGCACGACGAGUAUGAAGAGCAUGGGCGCACUGGCCCUGUUGAGCUCUUCCACGCCUCCACCACAGACCUCACCCACCAGCUAUACCCAACGCAUUCGCAAGCGACCAGUGCCGAUCUCAAGUGGUGGAAGCUGACGCUACCUGCGAAGCUAAAAGAGAAGGAGAGAGACAGAGAAAGAGACAGAGACAGGGAAAGAGAGAAGCCUACGUCGAGCCCGAUAAACCCGAUGCGAGCGUCUUCCGAUAGCGAUCACGAUGGCAGCGCAAGUCCUAGUGCUAGAAUAGGGCCUUCAAAUCUGGCCCAAUUGCACGACCAGACGCACCAGAUGCAUCCUCCCCGCUCCCAGCUGUCCUCUUUCGACGAUAGCUUCAUUGAACGUCCUAGCACGUCUUCCCAGCAACACCCCACGCUGAGAUCACACAACAGACUAGCGAAAAAGGAACUCGACAAUGCAGCUCUCUAUCGACGACGCAAAUUGGGAAGACGUACUAAAAAAGAUAAGCUGCGUAAAUUUCUUCUUCAUUCCGCAUACGUACCUCUUUUGUUCAGAAGCUUGAAUCUCGGUUUCACUACUGCUACACUCGCUGUGUGCAUUCGUCUUCGCUUGCUCGAGGGCAGACAUGGUGUAGUCGGUAUUUCUGGCGCGGGCGCUAUCAUCGGCAUCAUUUUCGCACCUAUGACUCUCACACACGUUAUGGUGUCUAUAUAUCUGGAGUAUUUCUACGGUCGUCCUAUCGGUAUUUGGGGCAUUCGCUCUAAAAUGGCUCACACUCUUCUCGAUUUGGUAUUUAUUUGCUUCUGGUCCGCUGAGCUGUCGCUUGUGUUUGAUAAUUACUUCACUUCCCUCCUCAGUUGCAGCACCAAGUCAGCCUGGUGGUCUAAUGUCACACAGGCUAACGAACGUACUACCGACUCUCUCAUCAAUGAAAUUGAGCAGGGUACCAUGUGCAACUAUCUCGGUGCUCUCAUAGGACUGGUGUUUGUUGGGAUGGUUUUGUACCUCGUCAACCUUAUUGUCAGUCUUUAUAGGAUUUACGAGCGUGUGCGAUUACACCAAGUGUUGUAUAACGAAUCUUCUUAG
Molecule: messenger RNA, 1176 nt
Organism: Wallemia ichthyophaga EXF-994
Lineage: Eukaryota; Fungi; Basidiomycota; Wallemiomycetes; Wallemiales; Wallemiaceae
Exons: 4
Coding region: 1-1176 (391 amino acids)
Biological process (GO): positive regulation of catalytic activity
Cellular component (GO): fungal-type vacuole; cell periphery
Source: RefSeq, a predicted model, not a curated record